GCUUUUCUUCAGUCUGUUACGAAAGAGAUGCCGAGAUGCAAAUUACAAGGGCCAACACCUAUUACUAUUAGCCACUGCCGCCAUUCUCCUUCAGCGUCAUUCACUUUCGCCGUCGCAGCUUCAGCUUUCUUUCUCCACUUCGAAGUCAUUUUCGUUGAUCGGGUAUGCUCUUCCUCACCACGCCAUUGCUUUCGUUUACAGUUGAUGUUCUUCCUCACUGUAGCUGACGCUGUCGUUCACCACUUUGAAGCCAUCAUCGAGGUAGGCUUUUGUAAUUGAAGUUAAGGAGGCAAGGAACCCUAAUUAGCUGCCUAUCCUUUGCCUGUCCAAAUCGUGUCGCCAUUUAUUUACUUCUGGGUAAGGUCAAACAAGAUCAACCCAACGGAAAAGCCGUGACUCGUGAUAGACCUAGAAAAAAUGACAGCCGUAUGGGUUUGGGCAUGACACAUUUUGUUGUAAUCUCACCACAGAAACAACACAAGUGAAGGGUAGUACCUCCCCGAGAACAAAAGGCGUGAGUGAUAAGGGUUACUGGGUCACCAACAGCAGUUCCUCUGUUCCUCUUUCCUAGCAGAAGCUUCUCCUAUCCUCUCUUUCAAGUUUAGACUGAGAAGAAAAGAGCACAAACCCUUCUUCAAACACAUUUUGCUGAAUUGGGUUGUUCUUGAUUUAUGGCUGUAAGGACUACAAGGCAAUUAUUGAGGGAUGUUUUGUAUAAAAGGGUAAUUUCAACUCCUGUUGUAGGUGUUAGACAUUGCUCUUCUGUUGCAGAAACUCCUCCUAAAAUCCCUCACUUCUCCAAAAAAGGGAGGCUGUUGACGGGACUGACCAUAGGACUGGCCAUUGCAGGAGGUGCUUAUGUAAGUACAGUAGACGAAGCAACUUUCUGUGGUUGGCUAUUCAAUGCAACAAAACUUGUCAAUCCAAUUUUUUCCCUUCUUGAUGCUGAGGUUGCUCAUACACUUGCCAUAUCAGCUGCUGCUCGUGGUUGGGUUCCUAGAGAGAAGAGGUCUGACCCUUCUAUUUUAGAAUUGGAAGUGUGGGGAAGGAAGUUCUCCAAUCCUAUAGGUCUUGCUGCCGGCUUUGACAAAAAUGCUGAAGCUAUUGAAGGCUUGCUUGGGUUGGGUUUUGGCUUUGUAGAGGUUGGCUCUGUCACCCCUGUUCCACAAGAGGGUAAUCCGAAGCCACGUAUUUUCAGAUUGCGUGAGGAAAGUGUGAUUAUCAAUCGCUGUGGCUUUAACAGUGAAGGCAUUGUUGUUGUUGCAAAGCGAUUGGGUGCCCAGCAUGGAAAGAGAAUGUUGGAUGAAACUUCAAGCACUUCAUCUUCCCCAAGCUAUGGCAUGAAACAAGGAGGCAAAGCUGGACCUGGCAUUCUUGGGGUUAAUCUUGGAAAGAACAAGACAAGUGAAGAUGCUACUGCAGAUUAUGUACAAGGGGUUCAUACGUUAUCCCAGUAUGCUGAUUACUUGGUUAUUAAUGUUUCAUCGCCCAAUACUCCUGGAUUGCGCAUGCUUCAGGGAAGAAAACAAUUAAAGGACCUUGUUAAGAAGGUUCAAGCUGCUCGUGACGAAAUGCAAUGGGGUGAGGAAGGCCCACCUCCUCUGCUCGUGAAAAUUGCACCUGACUUGUCGAAGGAAGACCUUGAAGAUAUUGCAGCAGUUGCUCUCGCACUCCGCUUAGAUGGACUGAUUAUAUCAAAUACAACCAUAUCAAGGUCAGAUUCUAUAAUGAAGUACCCUGUGGCUGAGGAAGCAGGCGGUUUAAGUGGCAAACCUCUAUUCAGUCUAUCUACCGAUGUCUUAAAAGAGAUGUAUAUUUUGACAAGGGGAAAGAUUCCUUUAAUAGGUUGUGGGGGUAUUAGCAGUGGUGAGGAUGCAUACAAGAAAAUACGAGCUGGAGCGACUCUUGUUCAGCUUUAUACGGCAUUUGCCUAUGGUGGACCUGCCUUAAUUCCUCAGUUAAAGACUGAACUGGCAGAAUGCUUGCAAAGGGAUGGUUUCAAGUCUAUCCUUGAAGCAGUCGGUGCAGAUUGUAGAUAAUACCAUCUGUCUCCAUGUCUUCUAAGAAUGAGUGAGAAGACAACCUAUAUGCAUAGGGUACCAUAACAAAGGUUCUUUAGAUGUCUGUCUCAUUUAUCAAGCAAUGCAUUACCUGGUCAGUACAAUUUUGUUUCGGCUUCGCUCCUCGAGAUCUUUGUUUUUAAGGUUUCAGUGUUUAGGCUGGAGUAGAGAUGUUUGAUUCACUUGUCAAAUACGAGAUCGAUUUUUGGAAGUGAUUUAAUGAGAAAUAGUGGUAAAAGAAUGUUCAUUUUGAUGGUCAGGAUAAUUGCAGAAGGUAUGCUUUGAUGUCAGUGGAUUGCCAAUUGGUGUAUUCGUAAAACUGAUUAUGGAAGGCAUGAUUUGAUAAUAAUGGGUUGAUUGAUAUGGUCGUA
Molecule: messenger RNA, 2431 nt
Organism: Hevea brasiliensis (rubber tree)
Lineage: Eukaryota; Viridiplantae; Streptophyta; Magnoliopsida; Malpighiales; Euphorbiaceae
Product: dihydroorotate dehydrogenase (quinone), mitochondrial-like
Exons: 12
Coding region: 672-2039 (455 amino acids)
Biological process (GO): 'de novo' pyrimidine nucleobase biosynthetic process; pyrimidine ribonucleotide biosynthetic process
Cellular component (GO): mitochondrial inner membrane; cytoplasm
Molecular function (GO): dihydroorotate dehydrogenase activity
Source: RefSeq, a predicted model, not a curated record